This is a messenger RNA of Microthlaspi erraticum, 462 nucleotides long. The record is from the annotation of a GenBank genome assembly. NCBI's taxonomy places the organism in Eukaryota, Viridiplantae, Streptophyta, Magnoliopsida, Brassicales, Brassicaceae.
AUGUACGUUAAGCUUCUUACCAUCGUCUUCUUCUUGAGCAUACUCUAUCAAUUCAAACAAUCUUCUUCCAAAAUUCUCAACUUCACUUACAAUGGCUUCCGUCGUCCACUAACUGGCAUGACCCUCCAAGGGAGCUCCACCGUCACACCCAGCGGUCUCUUAAAGCUAACCGACAGCACCUUGCAGCAAGCCGGUCACGCAUUCUAUACCCGACCGAUCCGGUUCAAAGAUUCUCCAAACGGCACCGUCUUGUCCUUCUCUACAACUUUUGUCUUCGCCAUCAACCCUGCGUUCCCGAUACUUAGCGCCUACGGCAUGGCCUUUGUCGUCGCUCCUAGCUUCCGCGACCCAUUCGCCACUCCCAGCCAAUACCUCGGGCUCUUCAACAUCAUAAACAACGGUAAUAAUUCGAAUCAUGUCUUCGCCGUUCGAAUUAGACACGAUUCGAGUACGAUUCAAUGA